AGUAAAGUGGAAAAUUACUUUAUAUACAGCAAUUUGUUGAAUUUUUUUUUAAACACUUGCUUUCUCUUCGUUUAUAUUUUGGCUUAAUUAACCUAUUUCUUUUGUUAUUCAAUUGUUAAAAGGGAAUUGACUAGAAUUGUUUAAACAUUAACUGGAAGUAACAUUCUAUAAAAUUUCAUUUACUUUUAAUAGAUUUUUCCAACGUUUAUUCAAAAAGGAAUUAAUAUCAAACUACAAAAAAUGUCUGCUCUCGAUUUAAAGGCUGUUAAUACUAUUCGUUUAUUAGCUGUUGAUGCUGUUUCUGCUGCUAACUCUGGUCAUCCAGGUGCUCCAUUAGGUUUAGCUCCAGCUGCUCAUGCUGUUUGGAAGAAUCUUAGAUUUGAUCCAAAAGAUCCAAAAUGGAUUGCUAGAGAUAGAUUUGUUUUAUCUAAUGGUCACGCUUGUGCUUUAUUAUAUGCUUUAUUAGUUCUUUAUGGUUUUGAUUUAACUGUGGAAGACUUGAAACAAUUCAGACAAUUAGGUUCAAAGACUCCAGGUCAUCCUGAAGUCUUAGAUGUUCCAGGUGUUGAAGUUACUACUGGUCCAUUAGGUCAAGGUAUUUCUAAUGCUGUUGGUCUUGCUAUUGCUCAAAAACAAUUCUCUGCUACCUACGACAAACCAGAAUUUAAAAUUGUUGACUCUUUUGUCUAUGCUUUCCUUGGUGAUGGUUGUUUAAUGGAAGGUGUUUCUUCUGAAGCUUCUUCUUUAGCUGGUCACUUACAAUUAGGUAAUUUAAUUGCCUUCUGGGAUGACAACAGAAUUUCAAUUGAUGGUAGUACUGAAGUUGCCUUCACUGAAGAUGUCGUUGCUAGAUACAGAGCUUACAACUGGCACAUUCUUGAAGUUGCUAAUGGUGAUAGCGAUCUUGAAGGUAUUGCCAAGGCCAUUGAAGAAGCUAAAAAAGUUACUGAUAAGCCAACUUUAAUUAGAUUAACUACUACCAUUGGUUACGGUUCUUUAGCUCAAGGUACUCAUGGUGUUCACGGUGCUCCAUUAAAGGCUGAUGAUGUUAAACAAUUAAAGGAAAAAUGGGGUUUCAACCCAGAAGAAUCCUUCGCCAUCCCAACUGAAGUUUCUGAUUACUUCAAGACUGUUGUUGCAGAAAACUUAAAGGUAAAAGCUAAGUGGCAAGAAGAAUUUGCUGCUUACAAAGCCAAGUAUCCAGAAUUAGGUGCUGAAGUUCAACGUCGUUUAGAUGGUAAAUUACCAAAGAACUGGGCUGAUCACUUACCAAGAUACACUCCAGAAGAUAAACCAGUUGCUACCAGAAAAUUAUCUGAAAUUGUUUUAACUAACAUUAUUCCAGUUGUUCCAGAAAUUAUUGGUGGUUCUGCUGAUUUAACUCCUUCCAACUUGACUAGAACUGCUGGUUCUACUGAUUUCCAACCUCCAUCUACUGGUUUAGGUGACUACAGUGGUAGAUACAUCAGAUACGGUGUUAGAGAACAUGGUAUGGGUGCUAUCAUGAACGGUAUUGCCGCUUUCGGUGCUAACUACAAGAACUAUGGUGGUACUUUCUUAAACUUUGUUUCUUACGCUGCUGGUGCCGUUAGAUUAGCUGCUUUAUCUCAUCACCCAGUCACUUGGGUUGCUACCCAUGAUUCUAUUGGUUUAGGUGAAGAUGGUCCAACCCAUCAACCUAUUGAAACUUUAGCUCACUUCAGAGCUACUCCAAAUAUUUCUGUUUGGAGACCAGCUGAUGGUAAUGAAGUUUCUGCUGCUUAUUAUAGUGCCAUUCAAUCUACUUCCACUCCACACAUUAUUGCUUUAUCUAGACAAAACUUACCACACUUAGAAGGUUCUUCUGUUGAAGUUGCUUCCUUAGGUGGUUACACUUUGAUCAAGCACGAUAAGCCAGAUGUUAUCAUUGUUGCUUCAGGUUCUGAAGUUUCUAUUGCUGUUGAUGCUUCUAAGAAAUUAGAAUCUGAAGGUUUCAAAGCUGGUGUUGUUUCUCUUCCAGAUUUCUUAACUUUUGAUAAACAACCAUUAGACUAUAGAUUAUCUGUCUUACCAGAUGGUGUUCCAAUCAUUUCUGUUGAAGUUAUGUCUACUUUUGGAUGGUCUAAAUACUCACACGCCCAAUUUGGUUUAAACAGAUUUGGUGCUUCUGGUAAGGCUCCAGCUAUUUACAAACUUUUUGAAUUCACUCCAGAAGGCAUUGCUGAAAGAGCUGUUAAGACUAUUGAAUUUUACAAGGGUAAGACUGUUUACUCUCCAUUAGUCGCUCCUUUCUAAAUGAACUAAUUACUGUGUCUUGUCUUAAUUUAUUUUAAAGUUUAAUAUACAUAUAUAAAAUUAAAAGCUAUUAAUCAUUUUCCGAUAAUGUAAAUAAAUUUCUACAAUAUAAAUAUUUU
Molecule: messenger RNA, 2393 nt
Organism: Scheffersomyces amazonensis
Lineage: Eukaryota; Fungi; Ascomycota; Pichiomycetes; Serinales; Debaryomycetaceae
Gene: TKL1
Product: transketolase
Exons: 1
Coding region: 241-2274 (677 amino acids)
Biological process (GO): pentose-phosphate shunt
Cellular component (GO): cytosol; nucleus
Molecular function (GO): transketolase activity
Source: RefSeq, a predicted model, not a curated record